This is a messenger RNA of Solanum verrucosum, 2399 nucleotides long. Its product is annotated as dynamin-related protein 5A-like. Gene Ontology annotation, molecular function: microtubule binding; GTPase activity; GTP binding. The record is from RefSeq and is a predicted model, not a curated record. NCBI's taxonomy places the organism in Eukaryota, Viridiplantae, Streptophyta, Magnoliopsida, Solanales, Solanaceae. Gene Ontology annotation, cellular component: microtubule; membrane; cytoplasm. Bases 184 to 1554 code for a protein of 456 amino acids. The transcript has 15 exons.
CAUUCAAAUGCGAAACUCAAAAAGCUUUCUAAUUUCAAAAUCUUAGCUCUCUCACACACACAGCUGCACACAAAAAUUGCGAAAAGCCUCUUUCUUCUUCUCUCCAAUAUCUCUUCAUCUUCCCCUCUUUUCAUCUUCUCAUACUGAUUCUUACUCUUGUUGACUAUCAAGUCGCCGAUUGAUAUGGAGAAUCUCAUAGCAUUAGUUAACAGAUUACAGAGAGCUUGUACUGCACUUGGAGAUCAUGGCGAAGAGAGUUCGUUGCCUACUCUUUGGGACGCUUUGCCUACUAUCGCUGUUGUCGGUGGACAGAGUUCUGGGAAAUCUUCAGUGCUUGAGAGCAUUGUUGGAAAAGAUUUUUUGCCUCGUGGAUCAGGAAUUGUCACCCGCCGCCCCCUUGUUCUACAGCUUCAUCGGAUAGAAGAAGGUAGAGAAUAUGCAGAAUUUGGACACCUACCAAGGAAGAGGUUUACUGAUUUUGCUGCUGUGAGGAAAGAGAUUGCUGAUGAGACUGAUCGAGAAACUGGCCGCAGCAAACAGAUUUCUAGUGUGCCAAUUUAUCUCAGUAUAUACUCUCCAUAUGUUGUUAACUUGACUCUGAUCGAUCUUCCUGGACUUACAAAAGUAGCAGUUGAGGGACAGCCUGACAGCAUUGUACUAGACAUUGAAAACAUGGUUCGGUCUUAUAUUGAGAAGCCCAAUUGUAUUAUUCUUGCAAUUUCCCCUGCGAAUCAAGAUCUUGCAACAUCGGAUGCAAUCAAGAUUUCUCGUGAAGUAGACCCUAAAGGAGAAAGGACAUUUGGAGUUCUGACCAAGAUUGAUCUCAUGGAUAAGGGUACCGAUGCUGUCGAUAUGUUGGAAGGAAAAUCAUAUAAGCUACAGUUUCCAUGGAUUGGUGUUGUCAAUCGUUCACAAGCUGAUAUCAACAAAAAUGUGGAUAUGAUUGCUGCUAGGCGUAGGGAGAAAGAGUACUUUUCUAGUACCCCUGAGUACCGGCAUCUUGCUAACAGGAUGGGUUCAGAACAUCUUGGGAAAGUUCUGUCGAAACAUUUGGAGUCUGUUAUCAAGUCUCGGAUUCCAGGUCUCCAGUCUCUUAUCAACAAAACUAUAAUUGAGCUAGAAACUGAGUUGAGCCGUCUUGGAAAGCCCAUUGCCACGGAUGCGGGAGGAAAAUUGUACAUGAUAAUGGAAAUCUGUCGUAGUUUUGAUGGAAAUUUCAAAGAACAUCUUGAUGGAGUUCGACCAGGAGGUGAUAAAAUAUAUUACGUGUUUGAUAAUCAGCUCCCUGCUGCAUUGAAGAGACUGCAAUUUGACAAGCAACUUUCAAUGGACAAUGUAAGGAAACUUAUAACUGAAGCGGAUGGAUAUCAGCCGCAUUUGAUAGCUCCUGAACAAGGAUAUCGUCGUCUCAUUGAAUCUUCCAUAGUUUCUAUGAAGGGUCCUGCUGAAGCAGCUGUUGAUGCGGUUCAUGCUAUACUGAAGGAACUGAUUCACAAGGCAAUCAGUGAGACUGCGGCAAGUUCCCUUUCGUUUCUAGUUGCUGUUCGGAGUUAAUGAUACAUAAAUUGUUAUAAUUAUUAUUCUGGUGUGUUAAGGGUCUAACAGCUGGACGCAUGCUUCUUCUCUGUGCAGGAGCUAAAGCAAUACCCCUCCCUACGAGUAGAGGUCAGCAAUGCAGCUGUUGAAUCACUAGAAAGGAUGAGGGAUGAAAGCAAAAAAGCAACUCUUCAGCUGGUUGAAAUGGAGUGUAGUUACCUGACCGUAGAUUUCUUCCGAAAGCUUCCUCAAGAUAUUGAGAAGGGAGGGAAUCCGACACAUUCUAUUUUUGACCGGUACAAUGAUUCCUAUCUUCGCAGGAUAGGGUCAAAUGUCUUGUCUUAUGUCAAUAUGGUUUGUGCAACUUUGAGGAAUUCAAUUCCAAAGUCUGUAGUUUAUGGUCAAGUGCGGGAGGCCAAACGCAGCUUGCUUGAUCAUUUCUUCACUGAUUUAGGCAAGAAGGAGGGGAAACAGCUUGGUACUUUGUUGGAUGAGGAUCCAGCAAUUAUGCAGCGUCGCCUCUCUCUGGCAAAGAGACUUGAGUUAUACAGAGCUGCUCAAGCUGAGAUUGAUUCAGUAGCAUGGUCUAAGUAAACAGAACUACACAAGCUUCCAUUUUUCAUCACUUCUCGUUCACCACGAUUUGCGUAUAGAGAUAGGUGACCAGUGAUUCUUUGCCUCGAUUUGUAUUUCUUAUUGUAGUAGUUAUAAGUAGUGAUUAGGUUAAAACUGCUGCUUGCGUGGGUAGUGUCAUCGACAGUACUAAAAGCCAAGUGUAUGGACUUGAUAUUGCUAUUACAUAGAAAACCCCUUUGCUUGUAGAGUAUAUAAUAUAUUGAAUGUGAUGUCUUGCCAUUUCAUAC